UGCGGGGAGAGGGACGGGGCUGGAAUCCGCUGUUCUGGUGCGCCGCGGCCGCCUAAUGGCAGACAGGAGCGCUAGCGGCUCGCUGACGAUCGUCUGAUUCUCGUUCAGUCGGCGUGCGGGUUAGAUGAGACCUCCGCGUCGCGCGUGCCUUGGCUGAUCCCCCCCCCCCUCCCGGAGACAUGAGCGGUAUAAAAGAGAAGCCCGCCGUGCGCCGGCACAGCUCGGAGAACGACUCGGGCGGCGGCGGCGGCGACUGGGACAUGGCCAGCGACGUGUUCGUCUCCUGCUACGACGACCCGGCGGCGGAGUUGGACCCGGCACCACGGCCCGCUUUGGACCGACACCUCCCUCUGCUGCGCGGGGAGCACCGCCUCUCCCAGGACGGCCUGAUGCUGGGCCUGGUGGAGGAGGGACGUUACGCGGGCUACCGUCCUCAUCCGGACCCGGGGUCGGACUACCUCGACGUGGACCCGGACUACACGGAGAGCGACGGCAACGUCGCCGCCAAGAAGCGCAACCGGUCCAACAGCUCCCGGCACCGCGGGGAGGUGGUGACGGAGCUGGGGCCGGAGGAGGUGCGCUGGUUUUACAAAGAGGACAAGCGGACGUGGAAGCCGUUCGUCGGGCACGACUCGCUGAAAGUGGAGGUGGCCUAUCGGAGGUUCUGCGAGCUGAACCCCGACAAGGUGAGGCGCCGCGUGCCGUCGGCCAGGGCCGAUGACCCGCCCGGGUCGGACGGCGUGGCGGAGGGGGGCCCCGGUCAGACGGAGCCGGCGGUGCAGGGAGGAGGAGGAGGUGGGGAGCGCGUGUCCGUGUCGGAGGAGAGGGAUGUGGACGGCGUCAGCAUCAGCGUGGAGGCUGUGUGCGUGAGGGGAGGUCUCUAUGAGGUGGACAUCAAGGAGAAAGAGUGCUACCCCGUCUACUGGAACCAGCAAGACCGGAUACCUGUGAUGCGCGGCCAGUGGUUCAUCGACGGCACGUGGCUCCCCCUGGAGGAGGACGAGAGCGAUCAGAUCGAGCUGGAGCACCUGGCCUGUUUCCGGGGGCAACAGAUGAGGGACACCUAUGAGACGGAGGUGGUGACGGCCACAGUGGACAGCAAGGAUGCUAUCCACAGCUUAAAGCUGAGCCGGAGCCACGUCGACUGGCACAGCGUAGACGAGGUGUACCUCUACAGCGAUGCCACCACCUCCAAGAUCGCACGCACUGUCUCCCAGAAACUGGGCUUCUCCAAAGACACGGUGGACUCCAUCACCCCAGACAAAGUGAGAGGCCUCCGAGACAUGCUCAACAGCAGCGCCAUGGACAUCAUGUACUACACCAGCCCGCUGUACCGAGACGAGAUCACUAGGGGUCUGACACAUGAGCUGAAUCGACUCUACACACUCUUCUGCUCCCGUAACCCCGAGUUUGAGGAGAACGGGAAAGUUUCGAUCGUGUCGCACUCGCUGGGCUGUGUCAUCACUUUCGACAUCAUGACGGGCUGGGACCCCGCCCACUUCCAUCAUCAAGAAGAGCCCAACCCCGAGGAGACCAAACACCACUGGCCGAGUCACGAGGAGCACCACCUUCAGGAGCAGCUGAGGCAGACACGACUCAGGUUGAGGGACUUGGAGGACCAGUUCCAGGGUCUGCAGACAUCUACAUCGGGGGCAAUGCCAGCUUUGAAAUUCAAGGUUGAAAAUUUCUUCUGCAUGGGUUCGCCCUUGGCGGUUUUCCUGGCAUUGCGAGGGAUCCGCCCCUGCAAUAACGGCGUGCAGGAUCACAUCUUGCCCAAAUCCAUCUGCCAGCGUCUGUUCAACAUUUUCCAUCCCACGGACCCCGUGGCGUACAGAUUGGAGCCCCUCAUCCUGAAGCAUUACAGUAACAUCGCCCCUGUCCAAAUACACUGGUGUAACACCACCAGUCCGACGCGGUACGACCAGAUCCGACCCACGCUGCUGAACCCUCUGAAGGAGAGCGCGUCUGUGUCGGACUCGGAGAGCCUCCCCAGCCCCUGCACCUCCCCACCGCAGGCCCGCCGCCACUACGGAGAGUCCAUCACCAGCCUGGGCAAGGCUAGCAUCAUGGGUGCUGCAAAUCUCGGGAAGGGAAUUGGAGGAAUGUUCUUCUCCCGCUUCUCCCGCUCCAGUGGCCAUGUGGGCGGGGUCGAGGAGGAGCCGUCUGACUCCGAUGGCGGGGCCUCCGAAGUGGAGAACGCAGGCUCCGGGGAGGAGGGGGCUGCGGCCGAAGGCGAGGAGAAAGAGAAGCAGAGGGAGGAGGACACGGAGGAGAUUGAGCCCGUCAUGUCCCAGUCCACCUCAGCCAUCAUGGACAGCACCUCCUUGGAGUUGGAGAGACGCAUCGACUUCGAGCUGCGGGAGGGUCUGGUCGAGAGCCGCUAUUGGUCCGCGGUGACCUCGCAUACGGCGUAUUGGUGCUCCCACGACGUGGCGCUCUUCCUCCUCACCUUCAUGUACAGACAGCAGGAUCCGCCUGAGACUGCAGAGGACAACCCCGAGUCCUCAUAGCCCAUCGCAAUAAUACACAUACACGCAUGCACACACACACACACACACACACACACACACAACAUAACACACACACACACACACAAAAGGGUUGGGGUUACUUUGCUUUCCAUUCACUCAAUUUCAGAUUCAGUUUGAGGAAGCUGAAGAUGUCAGUGAUCCGGUCUUCUGGAUUUCUUUUUCGAGAUUGGACACAAGCACCAUUUCUAUCAUUUCAACGUGAAGGGCUUUAAGGACCUGCCUUAACCUACUUUUCUGUUUUUUUUUCAGGUAUCAUAAUAUAUUUUGAAUUUGUGCUAGCGAUAAUUUUUUUUUUUAUAUAUAUAUAUACUUUGUGUCUCUUAUUUCAAACGGCAUCUAAUUUUGGAACCAAAAAGCUCUUCAGAAUGUGAACCGAGUCUGUGAUUCACGCACCGAUUGCCAAAACCGUCGUCCUCGGACCGCUUCUUUGACGGCUUUGAAUAAUGUCGCACAGCUUUUUUCAUGGUCAGACUUCCAGUUUCACUCACCGCACGAGUUGGCUGAAUUGAAGGUUAAUGGACUCCAAUCCUGACAGGGAUGCAUGCAUUCAAGACCACCUGUACCUCAGAACACACAGAUACACACACACACACACACACACAUGCACACAAAGUCAAUUUCACAAGGAAAAUCUCAUUUGCCCCCAGCUCUCAUGCUCUCACCUUAACUGAACUUGACCUUUGAACCGAGCAGAACUGUGCAUUCAGGGUCGGCCCGCCUCUUCCACAGCCUGUCCCCCUGCUGCUCCCCCUCUUCUCUCUCCUCUCCUAAACACCCAGCUGAUGUCUCUCCUGUUCAGCCUGCUAUAGCGAUGGCGGUCGCUCCCUCGCCUCCUACCGGGGCCACGGCGGGCGUCGCUCGUUCGUCUGUUGACUUUCUCGUUGCCCGGGGUUCGGCGGCGGCCGUCGAGGUGGUCCUGGAACUAGCUGUGGCGGAAGGCCUCGAUAGUUCAGGGUCUCGCCUCACGGAAAACGCGUCACGACGUGUCUGGAGGAUCCGAGGCCUCGGACCAGGGCGUGGGAGGGCCACGCCGUCGUUCCGCCUGUCACACGACAGUGUGGCGUGAUUGGCGGUGAGAUGGGUGUUUAGUUCCCGAGGCGGACUCUGCACUGCGUCUGAGUCCUAAAAGUCAAGAAAACCGGAAUGCGUGAAAGAGAAGCCGGCAGCCUGACCGGGGGUCUCUGUGGUCCGCUUUGCUUUUCCCGCGUGGCGAGCCGAACCACGUGUCGCGUUUACAUUCGCUGCAGGCUUUCCCGCUUCGCUUUUGUUCAGGAAUGACAGCGGCAAACACUUUGGCCUUGGAAGACUUGGAGGCUGAUGAACGACCUGUUGUUCGCCCGUCGCCAGCAGACGGGUUGGGCUCUCAAAGCUGCGGUGGUGCGGAUCGGUUCUGAAACGAGCCCAGCCUCAGUUGAACUGUGUCACGAGCUCUUCACGCCAGAACGCCACGCUGCACGUGAAUUUAUAUCUUAAGGCGCUUUCUGGCAGUCACGUGUAAAAGGAGCUGAAUCACCGCGUAGCCAUCGAACCUAGGGCCGGCCGUAUUUGCAUAUUGUAACGCGCACGGAUAAGUAGACACGUUAGCCCUUGGCUAACGGGUCGGGCCC
Lampris incognitus (smalleye Pacific opah) is the source of this 4138-nucleotide messenger RNA. It is a transcript of the gene ddhd1b, whose product is annotated as DDHD domain containing 1b. Lineage: Eukaryota; Metazoa; Chordata; Actinopteri; Lampriformes; Lampridae. The transcript is spliced from 11 exons. Gene Ontology annotation, cellular component: cytoplasm. Bases 180 to 2510 code for a protein of 776 amino acids. Gene Ontology annotation, molecular function: metal ion binding; glycerophospholipase activity. The record is from RefSeq and is a predicted model, not a curated record.